This is a messenger RNA of Plasmodium knowlesi strain H, 705 nucleotides long. Its product is annotated as rRNA-processing protein, putative. Bases 1 to 705 code for a protein of 234 amino acids. The transcript has a single exon. NCBI's taxonomy places the organism in Eukaryota, Apicomplexa, Aconoidasida, Haemosporida, Plasmodiidae. The record is from RefSeq and is a predicted model, not a curated record.
AUGAAGAAGAGAAACCUCUUUUCAAAUAAAAACCGCCACAUAAAGAAUAAAAACUAUCUUCGGAAGAAGAACAAAUAUUUCACUGACCAGAAAUUCCUUCGAAAAUUUAAAAAGUUUGCGAAAUCAGAUGAGCCAAAAAAGGAGUUAGUUCGGAGUGACCCUAUAAAAAACUUCUUCUUCACGCCCAACCAUGCCAAUCAAGAUGCACAUGCAGGGGAGGAGAACACAGAAGAGGGGAAAGAAGAAGAGCAAGGGACAGACAUAAAAUCCGCUAAUGGAGAUGAUAUCCAAGAAGACCAAAGGGAGGAUUCCCCAAUAAUCACAAAGCACAACAACGGCAUUACACAUUCCCUACGUGGAAACAAAACAAAAGGGAGUGCUACGAAAAAAAAAAACUCUCCUGACGAAUCGCAGCAACAUCCGAAGAACGAUAGCGAGGAUGAGACCCAAACAGAGCACCAAAGGAAGAACCACGGAAGGCAUGGAAAAUCUGUAUAUAGCAAAGAAAUUAACAUAGUUUCUAUGAAAAGGAAAGAGAGAGAGUUGUACUUGAAGGAGAAAGAAGCGGCAAUCCAGAAAAGUGAACAAGAAAAAAAAAAAAAAAAAAUGAUAAGAAUUAAAAAGUUUAAAAAGUUAAAUAAAAAAACAAAGAAGGGUCAACCAGUCAUGAAAAAUUUGAUAAAUCAUUUGUUAAAAAAGAUAUGA